Messenger RNA from Pygocentrus nattereri (red-bellied piranha), 1975 nucleotides. It is a transcript of the gene nop53, whose product is annotated as NOP53 ribosome biogenesis factor. The coding region runs from base 67 to 1437 and encodes 456 amino acids. The record is from RefSeq and is a predicted model, not a curated record. The transcript is spliced from 12 exons. Gene Ontology annotation, cellular component: nucleolus. Lineage: Eukaryota; Metazoa; Chordata; Actinopteri; Characiformes; Serrasalmidae. Gene Ontology annotation, molecular function: 5S rRNA binding. Gene Ontology annotation, biological process: ribosomal large subunit assembly; rRNA processing.
GCGGGGCAUAAACCACGCGUGUCCACCCACCCCAGCUGUAGCCCCGCCUCAUCGCCUGUUGGGAACAUGGCGGCGGCGAGGAGACACAGACUCGUGGCGGCUUCACAGCCUGGAUUUUUGCCCUUAAAGGCGGACCUGGACGGCAGCGGACAGACCACUGGACGCAGAAAGCGCGUCAACAAAAAUAAGAAGAAGAACUGGAACAAAUACAGCGACAUUCAGGAUGUGGAGGAGUUUCUGGACGACGUGAGACUCCAGGAGAGGGCAGCGGGAGGGCUGAUAGCUGACAAACCAGACGACAGCCUCUUCUUUGUAGAUACUGGGAACCAGAAGAGCGUUCCUGAGCCCGGUGGUGUUGGAAAGAAGGGCAGAAACUCAAAGCCACUCCGGAUAGAUUUAAUUCUACAGCCAGAUUCUCGUAUUGCACCACCUAAAGAUGUUUUGGCCCACCAGCGUCCCAAUGCCAAGAAGGAGCGUCGCAUUGCCCAGAAGGCAGAGAAGCUGGCUGCCAUGGGUGUGUUGCCACGGCGACAGAAGCUUCUCCGCAGACCUCCAGCAGCACCAUCCGUUAAGGAGAAGCCUGUAACCAGCAAAGACCCGGAGAGGAACUUCUACGACCUCUGGAGUGCAGGCGGUCCUGAGACGGCAGAUCUCUACUACCUCGAACAGACCAAGAAGAAGCUGGUUAAGAGACCAGAGAAGCUGAAUGAGAAGCCUUCAGUUCUCCCUGCUGUUGAAGUCAUUGCUCCAGGCGGCUCCUACAAUCCUGACUUCUUUUCUCACCAGGCUUUGCUGCUGGAGGCUCAUGAGGUUGAGGUGCAGAAACUGAAGGCAGAAGAGCGACUGCAGCGAAAACUAGCAAUAAAUAAGGCAGAUGUUGCUACUGAGAUGAGCACGUUUAAAGAACAGAUUGAAGGGCUGGUGGAGGAAGAGGAGGAGCCAAAUCCAGAGGCGGAGCAGGUGGCAGAUGCCGUCGACGAAAGUGUCGGUUCUGCGGCACAGCGGGAGAAGAAAACCGAGAAGCAGAGGAAGAAGGAGAAAGCGGAACGGAUGAAGGAGCUGCAGAAGAAGGCGGAGCGAAAGAUGAUUGACAGCCGGCAGCAACUUUUCAAGCUGCGCUCCAUCAGUGCAGAUGUGAAGGAGAUGGCGCAGAGGACCAGAAGGAGACGGGUGCAGCGCAAAGCCCGGCAAGAGGCCCAGAAAUCGCUGCCGCGCCGUCUGGGCAAGCUGAAGUUUCAGGCCCCUGAUCUGGACAUACAGCUGAGUGAUGAGAUUCCAGGGUCCCUCCGAACACUGAAGCCAGAGGGCAGCAUCCUCAAAGACCGCUUUAAGAGUCUGCAGAAGAGGAACCUGAUCGAGCCCAGAGAGAGAGCAAAAUUCAAGAGGAAACACAAGCUGAAAUAUGUGGAGAAGAGGGCCUUCAGAGAGAUAAAGUGAUCAUGGCUCCAGCGCUGCCUUUUGUGUUUCAGGAGCUGAUGUCAGAACAGUGGAUAAUGAAUGAAUGCUCAGUUGCCUUGUGGUGCAUCAUUUGGGGGAAACGGACUACAAAUAAGAAAAUCUCUCCUCCCUUCCAGGUUCCUCUCAGCAUAUUUCCUUAGAUGUGAAUCCUUGUAUGUAAAUAUAUUGCAUAUGAAGAGCCGGGAAUAAAUGUUCCUGUACUGCUUUUCAACUUAAAAGCCUGGGUUAAAACGGUAAAGCAGCGGCUGUAGAAGCCUGUCUGCUUUGAUACUUUUCAGUAAAAGCUGCAGAUUGUGGCUCCCCCCCCUCCUCCAAGCGUGGCUUAAUGCAAGGCUCCUGCCUGCCAAACAGCCAGGCUUAACAUCAGAGCCGAAAGGGCCCACCACAAUACGUGAGGCGAUUACAGUCUAAUAUUUAAUACUGUAUGUCAGGAUUUGGACUCCCCUGGGAGUUGUUUCUGUGAUUGUACUCACAUUCUUUUGAAGAGUGAUUUAAAUAUGUAUACAUUUCAGUCCCA